Penicillium brasilianum is the source of this 650-nucleotide messenger RNA. Lineage: Eukaryota; Fungi; Ascomycota; Eurotiomycetes; Eurotiales; Aspergillaceae. The record is from the annotation of a GenBank genome assembly.
CUGAGUAACCGAAUUAAGGAGGAGUUCUACUCACGUAGGACUUAUAUUAAAGAUGAACUUGAGAGGAGCAGCCGAACACUUGCACUGUCUCUUGACGUGUGGACCUCAGAGAAUCAAAUUCUAAUCAUGGGUAUCAUUGGUCACUGGAUAUCCCCCGAGUUCGAAAAGCGUGACGAACUCCUUGAAUUCACCGAAAUCAGCGGACCGCAUUCCGGAGAGAAUUUAGCGGAGGUUGUGCUCAAGAUGCUUGACGAACUAGACAUCGCGCCAAAGCUCCUGACCAUCACCGGUGACAAUGCAGGCAAUAAUGGAACACUCUGUGAGAGUCUGCAUGACCAGCUCCUUAAGAAGUACGACAAUGACGACGACCGCUUUCGCAUCAGACCUUUAAUGAGGUUUCGCGGACGACAAAGCUUUAUUCCAUGUCUUGCUCACAUCCUUAACCUGAUUUGCAAAGAUGUGUUGGCCUCUUUGAGGGCUGGCUCGGCACGGGAAGCAAAGGCGAUACUAGAUGACAUGGCCGUUCAUACUAGUUUAACGUUCAAUCCUCUUCAUAGCACGAAAGGAGCGAUUAUGAAAAUCCGGCUCCUGACCCUUUGGAUUGCCCGGAGCCCACAGCGCCGUUAACAUUGGAAAGAAGUAUCCCCGAG